UAUUGAUUUAUAGAAAAAACUCUAUCCUGAUAAUCCUGGGUAUACUUUUAUUAUAGAUGAUUUUAAAUGAAGAUUUGAUUAAGUGUUGUUGAAGAAUGGGUACAUAUUUAUAAUAAAUAAUAUUAAAGUGGGUUGUAUAAAGCCAAUUUAAAGAUAUUAUAGGUACCGAAGUAUUACCAAUUUAUAAAGAUAGAGAGCUAAUAAAAUAGGGAAAAGUUAAAACACAUACUGAU
This is a messenger RNA of Paramecium sonneborni, 233 nucleotides long. The record is from the annotation of a GenBank genome assembly. Lineage: Eukaryota; Ciliophora; Oligohymenophorea; Peniculida; Parameciidae.